This is a messenger RNA of Hirundo rustica (Barn swallow), 406 nucleotides long. RefSeq names its product B-cell receptor-associated protein 31-like. The record is from RefSeq and is a predicted model, not a curated record. Bases 65 to 406 code for a protein of 113 amino acids. Gene Ontology annotation, biological process: endoplasmic reticulum to Golgi vesicle-mediated transport; intracellular protein transport. The transcript is spliced from 4 exons. Gene Ontology annotation, cellular component: endoplasmic reticulum membrane; endoplasmic reticulum. NCBI's taxonomy places the organism in Eukaryota, Metazoa, Chordata, Aves, Passeriformes, Hirundinidae.
GCGCGUGGGCGUGGCUUCCGCUGUUUGCUUCCGGUCUGGGCGGGGGCCUCAGCUGAGGGCCGCCAUGAGCCUGCAGUGGACGGCGGUGGCCACGUUCCUGUACGCCGAGGUGUUUUUGGUGCUGCUGCUCUGCGUUCCCUUCGUGUCCCCGGCCAGAUGGCAGAAGAUUUUCCGCUCUCGCCUCGUGGGCCUGGCCGUAGCCUACGGCAACACCUUCUUCAUCGUGCUCAUCGUCAUCCUCGUGCUGCUGCUCCUCGAUGCCCUGAGGGAGACCCGUAAGUACAACGUGGGGGACAAGGAGGCGCUGAGCAGCACCCCGGCCGCCCUGGAGCACUUCCACAUGAAACUCUUCCGAGCACAGAGGAACCUCUACCUGGCUGGCUUCUCUCUGCUGCUCUCCUUGUGA